CCGAGCCCUGAUUGGCCAUGGGCGAAGGGACUGAUGGCCUGGUUGGCGCUGCCGAGAACUGUCAGGAGCUUCUUGGGACCGAGGACCGAAAUCCCGGCUCCAGGCCUCGGGGACUACGGACUGUGGGGAGGCUGGCCGGAGAGAGAGGGAAGGACGGGGCCUGGCCCCUGGGACUCCCUGUGCCUUGCUUGGAGCUGACGCCGACGGUCACCCAGGAGACAGUAUCACCAUUUUCCUGAUGCCAAACUGAGGCUCAGAGAGGUGAAGUAACUUCUUCAAGUCACAACACAACUGUUGUCCAGGAAUCAGGCAGUCUGGCUCUGCUAACCCAGUUUCACCCACUGCAUUAAUUUACCGCAUCCACUUGUUCACUCAGUUUCACCUGACAAAUACUAAUUUUGUCUCUCUGUGGAACAAGUUCUUUGCUGGGUGCAGGGAAUAAAGCAGAACACCGUUCAGUUCCUGCCUUCCCAACGCUUGUAAAUCUAGUGCAAGUUAUUCAUGGCCGGGCUGCAGGGUGUCCAUGAAUCCUGCUAAAAUCAUUUGCGAAAUGUUGUGAGCGUGGGUCUUUUCUUCUGGAAAGAGAGUCUGUGACUCUCAGGUUCUGAGUUGAUCUGUGAUCCAAACAGAGGUGUGAAGAAGUGUUGUUUUAGCAGAUCUGUGCCUAGUAUGCCUGAUACACAGCUUGAACUUCAAACAAACAGCAACAAAAUUCCUACUGGUUAGAAGAAUGAAGAACUUGUAAGAGCAUAAGUGCUGCAGUAGGGUCCGGAGCAGGGUGCUGUGGAAGAGCACACAGAAGGCCACCUGCCCAGGAAUGCCUCCUAGAGGCAGUGAAGGCAGCUGGGUGAAGGAUAGGGAAGCAGUUCAUUGGAACACUGUGGCGACCAGUCUGUCCAUGUAGUGUUGAGACAGAAACAACACAUGAACAGCUGCAGCUGUUGUACCACUUGUGCACAAGUGUAAAAGUCCAUGGUGCCAUGAAAUCCUGUAAUGGGGACAGGAGGCUUCAUGUAUUCAUGAAGGUUAGAAAAGUUUCCUUGAGAAAGUGACACUUAGGCCUAAAAGUUGGAGCAUUUUGGGCAUGGAAUCUGGCCCACAGUCUUCAAAGACCACAUGGUAGAAACCAGCAGAGCACCAGGGACUGACAGGAAGCAAAUGCAGCUGGUGCAGGAGAGGGAAAUGGGAAUUAGGGUGGUGGCAGAGCCCAAAGAGGCCUUGUAGGCCAUGGUAAGGCAUUUCUAUGUUUUAUUUUAUUUUGUCUUUAUCCUAAAAUGCCAAUGGCAAGUUUAUUGCAGGGAACUGACAACAUCACAUUUUGAGAAGAAGUUGGAAAGAAUCCCAAGUGGACGAACUGAAUAUCUGGAUGAGGACAAGAUCUGUGGGGAGAGACUGUAAGAUAGAAUGAGUCCAUUUAAGUCCCAGGACGGUGGAAACUAGCUAGUGGAUUGCAGCCAUGUUGUGGAAGCUGCUGCUGAGAUCCCAGUCCUGCAGGCUGUGUUCUUUCAGAAAGAUGCGAUCACCUCCAAAAUACAGACCUUUCUUAGCAUGCUUCACCUAUACAACUGAUAGACAGUCGAGCAAAGAAAAUACAGGAACAGUGGAAAAGCUCUAUAAAUGUUCAGUUGACAUUAGGAAAAUUCGUAGAUUAAAAGGAUGGGUACUUUUAGAGGAUGAAACCUAUGUUGAAGAAAUUGCGAAUAUUUUACAAGAACUAGGUGCUGAUGAGACUGCUGUAGCCAGUAUUUUGGAACGCUGCCCGGAAGCAAUUGUCUGUAGUCCAACCGCUGUUAACACCCAGAGAAAACUCUGGCAGUUGGUCUGCAAAAAUGAGGAAGAGUUAAUCAAGUUAAUAGAGCAGUUUCCAGAAUCUUUCUUUACUAUUAAAGACCAAGAGAACCAGAAGCUGAAUGUUCAGUUCUUUCAAGAGUUGGGACUAAAAAAUGUGGUCAUUAGCAGACUUUUGACGGCUGCACCUAAUGUUUUUCAUAAUCCUGUUGAGAAGAAUAAGCAAAUGGUAAGAAUUCUCCAAGAGAGUUAUCUAGAUGUAGGUGGCUCUGAGGCCAACAUGAAAGUUUGGCUACUAAAAUUGUUAAGCCAAAACCCAUUUAUUUUGUUAAAUUCUCCCACAGCUAUAAAGGAAACACUAGAAUUUCUCCAGGAGCAAGGUUUCACCAGCUUUGAAAUUCUCCAGCUUCUAUCCAAACUCAAAGGAUUUCUUUUUCAACUUUGCCCAAGAAGUAUACAGAAUAGUAUUUCCUUCUCUAAAAAUGCUUUUAAAUGCACAGAUCAUGACCUGAAGCAAUUAGUUUUGAAAUGUCCUGCCCUUUUAUAUUAUUCUGUUCCAGUUUUAGAAGAGAGAAUGCAAGGAUUAUUGAGAGAAGGAAUUUCCAUAGCUCAGAUAAGAGAGACGCCAAUGGUUCUUGAAUUAACACCACAGAUAGUACAGUACAGGAUAAGGAAACUGAAUUCCUUAGGCUACAGAAUAAAGGAUGGACAUCUAGCAAAUCUAAAUGGAUCAAAAAAAGAGUUUGAAGCUAAUUUUGGCAAAAUUCAGGCCAAAAAAGUAAGGCCAUUAUUUAACCCUGUGGCACCAUUAAAUGUUGAAGAAUGACA
Gorilla gorilla gorilla (western lowland gorilla) is the source of this 2616-nucleotide messenger RNA. It is a transcript of the gene MTERF2, whose product is annotated as mitochondrial transcription termination factor 2. The coding region runs from base 1457 to 2614 and encodes 385 amino acids. Gene Ontology annotation, biological process: regulation of DNA-templated transcription; termination of mitochondrial transcription. The transcript has 3 exons. Lineage: Eukaryota; Metazoa; Chordata; Mammalia; Primates; Hominidae. Gene Ontology annotation, molecular function: double-stranded DNA binding. The record is from RefSeq and is a predicted model, not a curated record. Gene Ontology annotation, cellular component: mitochondrial matrix.